Molecule: messenger RNA, 4306 nt
Organism: Gambusia affinis (western mosquitofish)
Lineage: Eukaryota; Metazoa; Chordata; Actinopteri; Cyprinodontiformes; Poeciliidae
Exons: 18
Coding region: 105-3950 (1281 amino acids)
Molecular function (GO): protein binding
Source: RefSeq, a predicted model, not a curated record
GGAGGUUAUACGUUAUUAGCUUGUACAAGCUGUGAAAUGCAUUCAUAGUGUUUGGAUUUAGAAGAUAUUAUCUGGACACUUUAUUUUUUCUCGAGCUUUUACUGAUGGAUUUCAGGCUGAUCCUGUUUGGGCUCACAGGCGCCCUGCUCAGUGUUGCCUGUGCCCAAAGCCAUCAGUACUACUUUGUGAACACUUCGCUUACGUGGACAGACGCUCAGAGUGUCUGCAGACGGGACUACACUGAUCUGGCCACCAUUGAAAGCACAGCUGAUGUUGAUUAUUUUUUAAGCACCAGCUCCAAUAAUACAGGGAAGGCCUGGAUAGGUCUUUAUGAUGACACAAUAAACAGCUGGAAAUGGUCCCUAAAUGACAGCAGCUUCUAUGGUCCUGGAGAAUAUUCAUUUAGGAACUGGGGACCUGGCCAACCCGAUGAUUAUUAUGGACAACAGCAUUGUGUUAGAUUUUACGGUGCUAGUCUUCUCCCUGUGGGCCAAUGGGAUGAUUUUUUUUGCACGGCGACAAUGCAAUUUGUGUGCUAUAAUGGUACAGUAGGUGGAUCACCAUCCUAUGUUUUGAGUAACAUUUCACUGACCUGGACAGAAGCUCAGAAUUUCUGCCGUGCGAAUUAUGUUGACCUGGCCAGUGUACGAAAUCAGGCAGAAAAUGAAAUCAUCAAAAACCUAAUAGGUUUCAGCACUGUUUGGAUUGGACUGUAUCGGGAAAAGCUGUGGUCUGAUGGAAGCACCUCUCUGUUUCGACACUGGGCAGCCGGCGAGCCCAAUGAUGUCUCUGGUGAUCAGUGUGUUGCCGGAUCAUUUAGUGACUCUGGAAGAUGGUCGGAUGAAAGUUGUAGCCUGAGUUUGCCAUUCGUCUGCUACAGACCAAUCCCACCAAAUGCAGAAAGCUUUAGAGCUUCAGCACAGGAUGAGAGCAGCAUCAUUCUGCAGUGGAAUACAGUCAACAUCAACACCAGCUUUGUUCUCCUGUUUGAUGGAUCAGAGACGUUCAUCAGAGCACCAGAUGGAGAUGGACCAGUAAACUACACAGUCUCAUCUCUCACUGCUGGAACCACCUACACAUUCACUCUCUUCUCUGUUCUUGACAACGUCAGAAGCAGUGGAGUCACAAUUACUGCAGCUACUGCUUCUUGUACCGGCUGUCAGUGUUGUCCUUCAGGCACAGAGUGCAUCACCACCAAUGGAGUUGUUCAAUGUCUGGACCCCUGUGUGAACUACACUGUACUGAACGAUGCAUGGCGUUCAACAGAGAAUACAGACAAUUCAAUCUUACACUGUGACCAGUACAUUGUCUGGAGUGGUUGGUAUCGCUUUUAUUUGGGUCAGACCAAUGCUCAGAUACCAGAGAAAUGUGUAGCAGAAAACAGAUGUGGAACUCAUGCUCCUUUGUGGAUAACUGAGCCUCAUCCAGUCCAGCUUAAUGAAAUAGUAACUCGCACUGUGUGUAACGCUUGGUCGGGUUCCUGCUGCCGUUUUACCACACACACCAUCCAGGUCAAACUUUGUUAUGGAUACUACGUCUACAAACUUCAACCGUCAACUGAAUGCUACCUGGCAUAUUGUGCAGAACCUCAACCCUUCAGAGUAUUGACACAAGAUGAGAGCAGCAUCACUCUGAUGUGGAACAAGAUCAACAACAUCAGCUUUGUCAUCCAGUUUAACGGCACAGAGACAAACAUCAGUUCACCAGAUGGAGAUGGACCAGUAACUUACAAAGUUUCAUCUCUCACUGCUGGAACUAGAUACACAUUCACUCUCUUCUACGUGUUUGGAAAUGUGAGAAACAAUGGAGGACAACUGACAGCUGUCACUGCUCCUCAAAAUGCAGAAGGAUUUACAAAGUCAGGACAAGAUGAGAGCAGCAUCACUCUGCAGUGGAAUAAAAUCAACAACAGCACCAGCUUUGUUCUCCAGUAUGACGGCAGAGAGACGUUCAUCAGAGCACCAGAUGGACAUGGACCAGUAAACUACACAGUCUCAUCUCUCACUUCUGGAACAAACUACACAUUCACUCUCUUCUCUGUUCUUGACAACGUCAGGAGCAGUGGAGUCACAAUUACUGCAGCUACUGCUUGUACUGGCUGUCAGUGUUGUCCUUCAGGCACAGCGUGCAUCACCACCAAUGGAGUUGUUCAAUGUCUUGACCCCUGUUUGAACUACACUGUACUGAACGAUGCAUGGCGUUCAACAGAGAAUACAAACAAUUCAAUCUUACACUGUGACCAGUACAUUGUCUGGAGUGGUUGGUAUCGCUUUUAUUUGGGUCAGACCAGCGCGCAGAUACCAGAGAAAUGUGUAGCAGAACAAAGAUGUGGAACUCAUGCUCCUUUGUGGAUAAACGGGGCUCAUCCAGUCCAGCUUAAUGAAAUAGUAACUCGCACUGUGUGUAACGCUUGGUUGGGUUCCUGCUGCUAUUUUACCUCACACACCAUCCAGAUCAAACUUUGUUCUGGAUACUACGUCUACAAACUUCAACAGCCGUCUACAUGUUGGUUGGCAUAUUGUGCAGAACCUCAACCCUUCAGAGUAUUGACACAAGAUGAGAGCAGCAUCACUCUGAUGUGGAACAAGAUCAACAACAUCAGCUUUGUCCUCCAGUUUAACGGCACAGAGACAAACAUCAGUUCACCAGAUGGAGAUGGACCAGUAACUUACAAAGUUUCAUCUCUCACUGCUGGAACUAGAUACACAUUCACUCUCUUCUACGUGUUUGGAAAUGUGAGAAACAAUGGAGGGCAACUGUCAGCUGUCACUGCUCCUCAAAAUGCAGAAGGAUUUACGAGGUCAGGACAAGAUGAGAGCAGCAUCACUCUGCAGUGGAAUAAAAUCAACAACAACACCAGCUUUGUUCUCCAGUAUGACGGCAGAGAGACGUUCAUCAGAGCACCAGAUGGAGAUGGACCUGUGAUCCACACCGUCUCAUCUCUCACUGCUGGAACUAGAUACUCAUUCACUCUCUUCUCUGUGUUUGAAAAUGUCAGAAGCAGAGGAGUCAGUAUUACUGUGGUCACUGCUCCUUCAAAUGCACAAAGCUUCAGACCAUCGUCACAAAAUGAGAGCAGCAUCACUCUGCAGUGGAAUAAAAUCAACAACAACAUCAGCUUUGUUCUCCAGUUUAACGGCACAGAGACGUUGAUCAGAGCACCAGAUGGAUUUGGACCAGUAACUCACACGGUCUCUUUUCUCACUGCUGGAACUAAAUACACUUUCACUCUGAUUUCUGUGCUUGAAAAUUUGACCAGCAGUGGAGUCAGCAUUGCAGCAGCUACUGCACCUCAAAAUGCACAAGGCUUCCGGCUAUCGUCACAAAAUGAGAGCAGCAUCACUCUACAAUGGGAUAAAAUCAACAACAGCACCAACUUUGUUCUCCAAAUUUACGGCAUACAGAUGUUCAUCAGAGCACCAGAUGGAUUUGGACCAGUAACUCACACUGUCUCAUCUCUGACUGCUGGAACUAAAUACACAUUCAGUCUCUUCUCUGUUUUUGAGAACGUCAGUAGCCGUGGAGUACAACUUACUGCUGUCACUGCACCUAAAAAUGCAGAAGGCUUCAGAGCAUCGGAACAAGAUGAGACUAGCAUCACUCUGCGGUGGAAUAAAAUCAACAACACCAACUUUGUUCUGCAGUUUAACGGCACAGAGACAAACAUCAGUUCUCCAAAUGGAGAUGGACCAGUGAAACACACGGUCACAUCUCUGACGGCUCGUACAAACUACACUUUCACCCUUUUCUCUGUGUUUGAAAAUGCCAGAAGCAGUGGAGUCAGCAUAUUUGCAGCUACUGGUCCAAAUUAUGUUUUUGGAUUGAAAUUGAAGUUGGAGCUUCUAGGAGAAAUGACAAAAUCAGAGAUGGAAGACGCUUUGAUAGAGCUCCUCAAAGAGUAUAAUCUGCCGCCACAGAUUACUCUGAAAAUCGUUUCCAACAAACCAUGAAAUCACCGAGGGAAUCAAAUUCUGGAUAAUUUAUUUGUAACGUUGUUUCCUUUCCUUUCCAUGAGGUUUAUUUUAUGUACUAAUUUUAAUUGUAAUGUUGUUUUACAGAAUUGAUUUCCCUUUGGGUAAUAUUUUAAUCUCUUUUUGUUGAUUAAGAACCAAGUUAAGGUUUUCUUGUAUUUUCAUAAAUCAUAUAUGUGCAUUCUUCUAUUUUUCUUUUUGCCUCUAAAUAAGGUUUUGGGAAUCUAAAAAUUGUUUACUUGUAUUGAAAAAAACUCUUUUGGGGGAAAUGUUGAAAUCUAGAAGAAAAAGCUUGAAAAAACAUGAAAAAAAAAACCAGAGGUGUGUGAUAUAUG